AUGAAAAUCCUUAUCUGUGGGUUCUCUAAAACCGGGACAAAAACACUUGACGAAGCUCUUCGCCAACUUGGGUACAGAGUUUCUGACUAUUAUCACUCCUGUUUUGUACUGGGAAAGGACUGGGAAAAGAUUUUGGAAGGAAAUGGAAAUGCAUUGGCGAACGAUUUGAAAAGAAUGUAUCAACAUUACGAUGCGACUAGCGAUCUUCCCAUGGCACUUUACUGGAGAGAGUUCCUAGAUGCAUUUCCAGAUUUGAAACUUAUAUUCAUGGAUCGAAACGAAGAGAAAUGGCUGGAAAGUUGGAAAAAUCAGAUCAAGUGUGAUAACGAAAACGGUGUCUCAUUUAUUUUGAAGGUUUUCUCGCCGACAGCGAGGCGUUACAUAACAUUUUUCGAAAAAGUAUUAAGAUAUCACGUUGAUCCGUCAAAAAAAUCAACUUGGUUGGAUUUUCUCUCCCCAAAUAAACAAUACUGGAUGGUUGACGACGAACGAAUACUGGAGGCUUUCAGGAAUCACAACCAAGAUAUUCUUCAGAAUGCACCCAAGGAUAGACUUCUCAUCUUCAAUUUGAAAGACGGAUGGCAUCCUUUAUGCAAAUUCUUGGGUCAUGAUGAACCAGCUGUGCCGUUUCCACACAGGAAUAAAAGGGGAAACAUUUCGGAACAUGUGGCUACAACGGAUCCAAAUUUCCAUUCAAUGUAUACUGAAAUGUAUAUCUCAAUAGCAGCAGUAUUUUUAGCAGUUUCAGCAGCAUUGCUGCUAUUUUUUAGGUAAAAACUAAAUAGAACAACUAAUAUUAGUACAAUUAUGGCAUUGGAGAUAGUAUAGGGAAAGGCAAAGCAAAAAUGAAUGAAGAUCACCGGUAUUCUUUUCAGACUUUGGUUUUGUGAAAAUGGAGGAGAUUUCCCAAAAAUCCGUUUGUGUUGUUCUUUCGAUAUUACAGUUUGUAUUUCAUGUAUUCUAUGUAAGCAAUUAAUACAAACUCAUUUUUAAUAUCUUUUUAGUGACCAAAAAUUGAUCAAAAAAGGAUUUUUUUUUCAAUUUCAAAAAAUCGUCUAAAGGCGAUUUCACAAAUAUGUAAUACUAACUAAGGCUGGGCAUUCCGAAUCGAAUAGUAAAUUAUUCGAAUCGGCCCAGAGCAGAAUUUUGAAUCGCCGCCAUCUUGUUUUUUUUUCAACCAUGUUCGAGGUGAAUUUCCCCAUUUUUUUAU
Molecule: messenger RNA, 1210 nt
Organism: Styela clava
Lineage: Eukaryota; Metazoa; Chordata; Ascidiacea; Stolidobranchia; Styelidae
Source: RefSeq, a predicted model, not a curated record